ACCAUGUCACCCUUCGAACCUUUACCAUCUACAUAUGUAGUGCUUCGCAUACAUAUAUACACAAGCGUUUAAAUAUAUUCAUAUAUAUAAGCGACUUAGAAGCUGAGGAAGCGACGUGUCUGUGUUUGACAGGAUAUCAGAUUUCUCUUUAUAGAGAUGGUUGAUAAUAUAGGCAAUAAUUUAGACAGAGAAGGCCAUAAGUAUAACUUUUCUGUUGCAGGCACAGGAGCUACUUGUAGUUCAGGUGAGGAUGGUGGCGGUUCCAUUAAGGAGCAAGAUCGAUUACUUCCCAUAGCUAAUGUUGGGCGAAUUAUGAAGCGGAUUUUGCCUCCGAAUGCGAAAAUCUCGAAAGAAGCAAAAGAAACCAUGCAAGAAUGUGUAUCUGAGUUCAUUAGCUUUGUUACUGGAGAAGCAUCGGACAAGUGUCACAGAGAGAAGCGGAAGACAGUUAACGGAGAUGACAUUUGUUGGGCUCUUGCAACUCUAGGGUUUGAUAACUAUGCUGAUCAAUUGAAAAGGUAUUUACAUAAGUAUAGGGAGUUUGAAGGAGAAAGAGCUAACCAAAACAAGGCUGCUUGCAGUGAAGAAAAGGAUGAACCACCCAACUUUUAUAGAGCUCAACCACAAAGGAAACCUGCGGCCUUCGACUUCAAUGUCACGGCUAAUAGUUCCGGCCGCUUUUGAAACAUAAAUAUAUGGAGCGUGGGAAGAAGAGAGUCUUUGGCCAUCCCAAUUCGUAAUAACAGUUGGAAAUUGAGAAUCAAUAAAUUCAUUGUUAGGAUGUGAAGAAAUGCAAGAAGCUUAUUUUUAUUGCCACUUUUCUAUAUAUGUAAGGUACACUCUGCCCAAUUGUGGUUAUCAUCCAAUAUGAUUUUGUGUGUAUACCUGAGUAAUUCAGA
This is a messenger RNA of Mangifera indica (mango), 899 nucleotides long. Its product is annotated as nuclear transcription factor Y subunit B-4-like. Bases 157 to 684 code for a protein of 175 amino acids. Gene Ontology annotation, molecular function: RNA polymerase II cis-regulatory region sequence-specific DNA binding; DNA-binding transcription activator activity, RNA polymerase II-specific; protein heterodimerization activity. Gene Ontology annotation, cellular component: CCAAT-binding factor complex; nucleus. The transcript is spliced from 2 exons. Gene Ontology annotation, biological process: regulation of transcription by RNA polymerase II. Lineage: Eukaryota; Viridiplantae; Streptophyta; Magnoliopsida; Sapindales; Anacardiaceae. The record is from RefSeq and is a predicted model, not a curated record.